Molecule: messenger RNA, 3115 nt
Organism: Dermacentor andersoni
Lineage: Eukaryota; Metazoa; Arthropoda; Arachnida; Ixodida; Ixodidae
Molecular function (GO): metallopeptidase activity
Source: RefSeq, a predicted model, not a curated record
UACACAGUGUAACAAGUCUACGCAGCGGUGUCAGAAGGACAAAGGCGAUCCAUAGUGCUUGUCGAGGGAAGAUUGGUGGUUAGAGGUUUGGGAACAGAGAAGUAGAACCUAUAUAUAGCUACAUUUCAGGAUUCUGUAUCCCGCCUGUCACAUUGGAACAUAACCAUUCUGGAGGAUUGGCCAACAACAGGCAUAAACCCAGCGACACACGUAAGCACUAGCUCAAUAAAUGAGUGGAGUGAAAAUGACAAAAUUAUGAAAAUCAAGGGAACCAUUCAUUGUCAUGCACUUUUCCAUUAAAAUGUCUGUGUACUCUAGAUACGGAAGGAAACGCCCCGUGGUUUCUACUCAUACUGUGUGGAGAGUCUUUCUUUUUUCCAGCUCGAAUGAAGCUCCAAGAAUAAGGGCGUGAAGUGAUUAGUUUUAGAAAGUCCAGCGGUCUGCGAGUACUUAAUAUCACUGUGACUUUACGAUCUCGUACACGUCAACUACAUACGACCUAUGGGCAACGAAAGGCCGGCAUCAGCUUUGAAGUAUUUUGGCCUCUACAGUUCCGUUCGCUCUCUAUGUAUAAUAUCAUGCAUGCAAGUUACAAAAAGUUUGCUUUGCAUUGCAUUUUUGGUUACGGUAACUUAGAGCGGCUUCGUUCCUAUCUUUCUCUACAAUUUCGUUUUAGAGAAACUUGGUUUUAACCGGCAGGUAAGUCAAGAGUCUAACAUUAUUGAACUACAGGAAGCACAUCAUCGGUGUUAAAGGCCCUGAGACAAGUAUUUCCUGCCAUCAGAGAAGAUUUAAAUAAACUGAUUAAAUAAUAUCUGGAGUAAGUAAUAAACUACAAAGUAUCCCGCACUGAGAAACUGACAAGCAACGGAGUUUGGAAGGAGGGUUGAUAAUUUGGUGACACUAUCGAGUCAAAAAGGACAUGCAUUCGAGAUGAAGUUGAAAUGCUACUUGAGGACAGAAGUGCCUCUACAUACGGAAGCCCUCGCCCUAUUAAAAGUGCUCAAGAACAUCUUCUGACUAGAAGAAAGACGUGGAUAUCAGUGAGCUUCACCUCCGCACCACUGUAGCGUCGAAAGAUGAGGAGGAAGCCCGAAAACAAAUUUCUCGGUUUAGCCGCUUGUUUGAUGCUUCUACAUCCCUGGUGCAUGCUCCAAGGAGCGCCAACGAGAGCCGUUGUUUUCCCUCGACUCGUCCAAGAACGAAGUGACAGUGGUGAGCUAGUAGUCUCCAUUAGUCCCGGUCAGAUUCUGAUUUUAACCAAAGCAUCUGUGCUGCGGGAGAGAUUGGAAGUGACAACGUUUGAAUAUGACAAGCAAGUUCUUCACUACAUGAAUGGCACAAAACUGGAACAAGAGCUCUAUCAUGACCCAAAAGCACGUUCUACUGUCCUCUUAAAGCGUAGGCCGAGACUCAGGCUGGUCGGAAUACUCAGUCCGACCGAGCGUAUACAGCCUUCAGUCGUCAACAUAUUCGAUGAGGGAGAUGCAGUAAGCCACGAUAUACUACCUCUUGCUGCAAGCAAUGAUGAUGUCCAUUAUGAAGGCACUAAUCUUUCACUUGACACCCACAAUGACACUUCGCAAGAAUAUUUAUACAGAAAGUUCGAAUCCAGGUCUGGAGGAAGUACAUACCCUCUAGACGUCACCUGUGAAACGGGCAUCGCUGUUGACUCGUCAUUCUGGAACUCUUUCAGCGGAAGGAAGAAGAAACUUGUGCGAUACCUUGCUGUCCUCGUAGCAUUUGCGAACAUGAAGUUUCAGACCUUGCAGGCCAACAUCAUAAAGCUCAAGGUCGUGAUCACGCGAAUCAUCAUUUACUCGAAAGAAAAAGAAACUUUUAUUAAAAACUGGAACGGUGAUCGCAGUACCAUGCUUGACAGCACACUUCACGAAUUCGCUACCUUCACACGCAACGACGACUUCAAGAACGACGAUAUCGUUGUAUUAUUCACGAGCCGUGACUUGGCUACGAGAUCCACUAAGUCCAUUGUCGGUGAGCCCUGAAAAUAAGUGGAAGAAAGUGUUCUUUUCAAUUCGAAUGCGCUCAAUGUGCAACAUGGUUUAAGGAUUGCAAACUCAUUAAUACCGACAUAAGUAUUUUGCACAGAGGCUACCUUGUAAUUUUACGGACUCAUACGUUGCUUUGUCUGAUGAAGCGGUUCGUCAUUUGCUGCGAUCUCACAGCUGUCUUUUCUCACCAGACGUCAUGGAUGUCUUCACACUUUCGAUUCUCAGGUAUUGCGUCAUUAAAAGGGGCGUGCGGGUUGUCCAAGACGGCGAUUGUUGAAGACAUGCCGUUGACGUUCAGCAGCGUUCACACCACUGCGCACGAAAUCGGACACUUACUGGGCUCAUACCAUGACGGCACAGAACUUCCACAAAGACAACAUUAUGAGGCAGACCCGAGCCAGUGCCCUCCGUAUGAAAAGCACAUUAUGACACCUAUCUUGGGAAGGGGGAGGCGGUCGACCUUCUCCUAUUGCAGUACCGUCCAAGUUGCGCAGUUCGUGUUGAGCUCAGACGGAAAGUGCCUAACCAAAACUAUGUUCAGAAAAACAAGAAAAAUUUAUUAUGAUGACGUUACGAAGACUCGCCCUUCACUUGAUGAAUUUUGCCAGCGUAACCAUGAGGAUGUCCAAGGCACCACAUACCAAGAACCUUGGGAAGGCCUCAAAGAAUACAAACUUGAGAAGUGCAUGAUUACUUGCAAGGACCCAGCAAGACCAGGGAGACUUAUGAUCGACGAUGCUCCAGAUGGCAUUGAGUGCGAAAAGGGCAGUCGCAGGAUGUGCAUAAAUGGAGAAUGUACCCUUCUCAAAUAUCGACCCAUGUGGACAUUUGAAAAUGAUCUGGAAGUAUCUGUCUCGUGAAAUAACUAAAUUGAAGGAAACAGACAAUAAAUCACGCCAUCCACAGCGUCCAGUAUACAAUUGGGCAGGUCAAACAUAUUCGAUUACUUUUUUCUGUCAUGUAUCUUUCCUCCGUUUUUUUUCUUUACUUUUCAGAUUUGUUUGAUUCAAUCCUAACUUUCUAGUAGAUUAUCGUUCUAAAAAGAGGCAUUGAAAGCACAACCUAGACAUAUUCAAAUAAAGAACAAAUGUACAUCGUUUUCA